AUGAAACUCGAUUGGUUUGAUGCCAAAAGCAAGUGCAAGGACUUCGGAUAUAACAUCUUGGCUAUAAAAUCCAAAGACGAAAAUGCAGCCAUUCAAAAUAUUCUUAAGAAUCACAGCGAAGACUUUGCAAUUGGCGGAUUUGGCUUUGAGGUGGACGGAAUUUGGCGAUGGGAUGGCGAUAGAGAACCCUUAACAUACGUGAAUUGGAUUAGUGGAGAACCUGUUGCAAACUCUCUGAAAUACUGUGCCUACAUAAGGUCGAACGAUGGCUUGUGGAAAACUUCAGAUUGUGACAAUGAAACUCUUUUCAUAUGCCAACAAAUUUCCAGUGAACAAUGA
Phlebotomus argentipes is the source of this 339-nucleotide messenger RNA. RefSeq names its product C-type mannose receptor 2-like. NCBI's taxonomy places the organism in Eukaryota, Metazoa, Arthropoda, Insecta, Diptera, Psychodidae. Gene Ontology annotation, molecular function: signaling receptor activity. The record is from RefSeq and is a predicted model, not a curated record. Bases 1 to 339 code for a protein of 112 amino acids. The transcript has 2 exons.